Messenger RNA from Symbiodinium pilosum, 423 nucleotides. NCBI's taxonomy places the organism in Eukaryota, Dinophyceae, Suessiales, Symbiodiniaceae. The record is from the annotation of a GenBank genome assembly.
AUGGCAACUGGAAGCUUACGAAGUUGCCCCCGUCUAUCAACACACAGUGUGCGGGUUGGUCCUCCAUCCCAGGUGAUUACACUUCAGGUUGUUGGUGCGUUGGCCUUGUUGCCAGUGUCGGCACACUUGGCAGCGAAAAACUGCAUAGCUCGGCCUGCAUUCUUUGCCGCAAACCUUUGGUUGGUCGGAUCGGCACGAUCCCUGAUGCUGGAGGUUGACAAGCACAGCAUGCUCUUUGUCCAAUGCUGGGGAAAGCAUGGUGGACAGAGGGUUGAAGAGCUGACCUGUGUGGAUCGAUACUCAGCAUUCUUGACCGGCGCCAAUGCCGCGAGCAACGCAGUGGUGGCCAAGACUGGCAGCCGCUCUUUCAUGAUGUUCUCUGUGGUGUGGCUUCUGAUGACUACCUUGGGCUUCUCCAUGUAG